Messenger RNA from Solanum stenotomum, 756 nucleotides. RefSeq lists its product as uncharacterized. Bases 1 to 756 code for a protein of 251 amino acids. Lineage: Eukaryota; Viridiplantae; Streptophyta; Magnoliopsida; Solanales; Solanaceae. The transcript has 4 exons. The record is from RefSeq and is a predicted model, not a curated record.
AUGGUGCCAAAAUUUAAUAGGACCACUUAUACUUCUUUAGGGAAGUAUAGCCAGAACCUGGAGAAACAAUUCAGGCAGUUUGGUAGUGCCCAGAACUCACGACCGCAAGGAGAGUUGCCGGGAAACACUGAUCCUAAUCCUAAGCAAGUGAAUGUGGUAGGUACACUCACACGUAGUGGCUUGCAGUUAGAGGAGUUGGCUCUCAAGAAAAGAAAUGUUGAAUCUCCUAGCAAGGAGAGUGAACCUAAGGAGAGUGAGGGUAUACCCAGGUAUGCGAAAUAUGUGAAGGAGAUCAUGGCAAAUAAGCGGAGGCUGGCGGAAUAUGAAACUAUAGCACUUACUAAAGAGUGCAGCUCCCGAAUCCAGAAUAAGUUUUCCACCAAAUUGAAAGAUUCGGGUAGCUUUACCUUGGGCUUGGGUAGUCCUAAACCCACCACCAUUAUCUUGCAGUUGGCAGAUAGAUCUAUUGCUAGGCUAGAGGGUGUUGUAGAGGAUGUUUUAGUGCAAGUGGGAUCUUUGAUAUUACUAGUAAAUUUUAUGGUGCUGAAUUUUGAGCCAGAUCCUGAGCUUCCAUUCAUCUUGGGAAGACCUUUCUUGACUACAGGGUGUGCUAUAAUAGAUGUAGUAUAUGGGCAACUUACUAUGCGGGCACAUGACAAAGUGGAGGUGUUCGAUGUUUACAAGACGCUGAAACUCCCAUCCAUGUAUGAAGAGUUGUCUGUAAUAACGGUGAUAGAUCUUGAAGCAGAAGCUUGA